CACACCGCAGAGAAGCGGGGAGAGAGAGACGAAGGAGAUAGAGAUAGAGAGAGGGAGAGAGAGAAAAUAUUAUCAUUAAUCUGUCAAAGGCGAAUUUCUGCUCGCGCUGACGUUCGACCACAGGUGCGCGGUUUACUUUGUGGACUGUGAGCCGACGGUGUAGCGGCAGUAGGAGCGCGUGGCGCUUGUGUAACCUCGCGGAGUGUCGACGCUCGUCUUCCGCCGCCUGGUCGUUUCAGCACCGGACAGCGACACACCGGCGAGGCGAGACGCGUAGAACCAGGAGGGGGGGAACCCUGAGGUUGAGCGAGCCUCCCCCUUCCACCACCCCCACAAACGACACAACAACACAGCCCGUCCGACCCUCGCUUGGCUCGAGGGUUGGGGGGGCGGCAAUGCGCGGCUAGAUGACUCCGCCACAUCAACAAGCGCCACGGUAGUCCUGGACUAAUAAUACAGCAGAGCCACGUCCCCUCCUCUUCUUCCUCCUCCCCCCCUCACCUCCCUUCUGUCUCCAUUCGCUGAUUCCAAGUCCUCCUGACUAAAGGCACCAUGGGAAAUCGUGGCAUGGAGGAUCUGAUCCCGCUGGUCAACCGGUUGCAGGAUGCCUUCAGCUCCAUCGGCCAGGCCUGCAACCUGGAUCUGCCGCAAAUUGCGGUGGUCGGCGGGCAGAGCGCAGGCAAGAGCUCCGUGCUGGAGAACUUCGUCGGCAGGGACUUUCUGCCCCGCGGUUCUGGUAUCGUCACCCGCAGGCCUCUGGUUCUGCAGCUCAUCAGUGCAAACGCUGAAUGGGCUGAAUUCCUCCACUGCAAGGGGAAAAAGUUCACCGACUUUGACGAGGUGCGCCAAGAGAUUGAGGGCGAGACCGAUCGGGUCACGGGGGCCAACAAAGGCAUAUCUCCCGUUCCCAUCAACCUGCGGGUUUACUCCCCUCACGUGCUGAAUCUGACCCUCAUCGACCUGCCGGGAAUCACCAAGGUGCCAGUUGGAGACCAGCCUGUGGACAUCGAGCAACAGAUAAGGGACAUGAUCAUGCAGUUCAUCAGCAGAGAGAGUUGCCUGAUCCUGGCCGUCACCCCAGCAAACACCGACCUGGCCAACUCCGACGCCCUCAAACUGGCGAAGGACGUUGACCCCCAGGGUUUAAGGACCAUUGGAGUGAUCACCAAACUGGAUCUGAUGGAUGAGGGAACAGACGCCCGAGACGUUCUGGAGAACAAACUGCUGCCGCUACGAAGAGGGUAUAUUGGYGUGGUGAACCGCAGUCAGAAGGACAUUGAUGGCAAGAAGGACAUUAAGGCGGCUUUGGAGGCUGAGAGGAAGUUCUUCCUGUCCCACCCCAGUUACAGGCACAUAGCCGACAAAAUGGGCACCCCUCGCCUGCAGCAAGUGCUCAACCAGCAACUGACCAACCACAUUCGGGACACCCUGCCAGCUUUCCGCAGUAAGCUGCAGGCCCAGCUGUUGGCUCUAGACAAGGAGGCGGAGGAAUACCGGGGAUACCGGCCCGAUGACCCGUCUCGCAAAACCAAGCAGCUGUUACAGAUGGUGCAACAGUUCUCUGUUGAUUUUGAGAAGAGGAUUGAAGGCUCGGGGGAUCAGGUGGACACGGUGGAGCUGUCCGGUGGAGCGAAAAUUAAUCGCAUCUUUCAUGAGCGCUUCCCUUUUGAACUCGUCAAGAUGGAGUGUGAUGACAAGGAGAUGCGGCGUGAGAUCAGCUAUGCCAUCAAGAACAUUCAUGGUAUCAGAACUGGGCUUUUCACCCCUGAUAUGGCGUUUGAGGCCAUAGUGAAGAAGCAGAUUGUGAAGCUGAAGGAGCCAUGCAUCAAAUGUGUGGACAUGGUCAUCCAAGAGCUGAUCAACACCGUGCGCCAGUGCUCCAACAAGCUGGAAUGCUUCCCGACACUCCGUGAGGAAACCGAGAGGAUCGUCACCUCUCACAUCCGGGACAGGGAGAGUCGCGCCAAGGACCAGGUUCUCCUGCUGAUUGAUCUGCAGCUCUCUUACAUAAACACCAAUCAUGAGGAUUUCAUUGGCUUUGCUAGCGCUCAGCAGAGGAGCAGUCAGACUAAUAAGAGCCAGAGUUCAGCAGGAAAUCAGGUCAUCCGUAAAGGCUGGUUGACCAUCAACAACAUCAGCAUAAUUAAGGGAGGAGCCAAGGAAUACUGGUUUGUKCUCACUGCCGAGAGUCUCUCCUGGUUCAAGGACGAUGAGGAGAAGGAGAAGAAGUACAUGCUCCCCCUGGACAACCUGAAGGUCCGMGAUGUGGAGAAAAGUUUCAUGUCCAGCAAACACAUAUUCUCCAUCUUCAACACAGAAUCCAGGAACGUCUACAAGGACAAUCGCACUCUGGAGUUGGCCUGUGACUCCCAGGAUGACGUGGACAGCUGGAAGUCGUCCCUCCUCCGUGCCGGGGUCUACCCUGACAAGACCACCACGGUUGAGAGCGAGACAACCACCACCACCGACAACUUCUCCAUGGACCCUCAGCUGGAGCGCAAAGUGGAAACCAUCCGCAACCUGGUGGAUUCCUACAUGGCUAUCGUCAACAAGUGCAUCCGGGAUCUCAUCCCAAAGACCAUCAUGCAUCUGAUGAUCAACAAUGUGAAGGACUUCAUCAAUGCAGAGCUGCUGGCGUGCCUGUACUCUGCAGGUGACCAGAAUGCCCUGAUGGAUGAGUCCCAGGAGCAGGCCCAGAGGAGGGACGAGGUGCUGAGGACCCACCAGGCCCUGAAGGAGGCCCUGGCCAUCAUAGGUGACAUCUCUACAUCCACCAUCACAACCCCCAUGCCUCCGCCUGUUGACAACUCCUGGGUGGGAGGAUCCACCGGCGGUCGCAGGUCUCCUCCUCCGAGUCCCACGGCCCCCAGAAGGAUGUCUUCGGGCCAGCGGCCAGCGCCCAGAGGGGCCCCACCACCACCAAACCGUCCAGGACCUUUGGGACCCUUCAAUAACAGUGCUGAUAGCCCCCAGGCACCCAGCCGCCCCAACAGGGCCCCCCCUAGCAUCCCCAGCCGGCGACCACCGCCGUCUCCUACAAGACAAGCCCCGCCAUAAUCACCCAACCGGGGUGACUUCCCCUCGUCCRCUCUCCUCCUGUCUCCCACGCCUCUCUCUUAGCCAUGGCUCUGCUGUCCUCGUCUCUCCUUAGCGAAGACGCCCGCCAARGUCUUUGACCCCUUCAACCUCAGUUUCCCGCCAGGUGAAGACGUUCAUAUAUUUAUGUACAGUACGGUACUCGUCUUGUGGUGUAUGUAUAUGUGCGCUUGUUGCUCACCUGUGAUCCAGGUUCGCUUAGCAGGUCCACUACCCUGAAACCCCCGCCCUCCCUUUCCCUCUCAUACCUACAACCCCUACGGUUCAACCAGCACCCCCAGUCGCUGCUUCUACAUAAAAAAAACAAAAACAAAAAAACAAAUAAAAAAUAGGCUCAGCAGUCAUACUGCCCUACUCAUUCCAAAACGCAGCAUGCCACAUAAGCUGCUUUUAUUGCAUGGGAGUGUAUGCGUGUGUGUGCGUGUGUGUGUUUUCGGGGGAGGGAUUAAUUUGCCUAUAUGUAGGCUGAGUUUGAUUUAGUAUUGUAUUAAUUUAUUGUAUAAUGCCCCCGUCCCCCUCUCCCCCGCUGAGUGUUGAUGUUCUUUUAGGAACAGAAGUUGUAUCUUAGUAUAAGUGCGUAUAAGCGUGUUUUUUUUUUUUUUUUGUUUCUUUCUGUGUGAAUAAUACAUUGUACAUGUGCGUGUGUGUGCGUGUGUGUGUGUGUGCGUGCGUGUGUGUGCGUGUGUGUGUGAGGACACGUGUGCAUGUGCCGUCUCUGCACGUUUGUUGGCGUUUCAGUUCUGUUUGUUUUCACUGUCAAAGCUGUUAAUGAUGAAUCAUAUAAAAAAAAAACCCUGCGGGGGGAACAUUCAGUGUUUGACUUUUGUGAGCUGUUCCUGUGUUGUAGUAGCAGCCAUACACACAUAGCAAGGCUGAGGAGCACCUUCGAUAUUCUCUAUAUGGAAAAACAGCCUCGACAACACGUUUAACCUCGYCAUAGGUGUCCACCUGUGCUGUACCAUGGUCAGAUUGUGACCCCCGAACCGAAGGGCCUCAAGCUCCCAUUCAGAUGCUGACUGGAACUGAAGCUUUGGYAAAAACUAACAAUUAAACAACAAAAACAAAAAGCAAAGGCAGAACAACUUAUUUGAUGCUCCAUUCAUCUACAUUCUUAAAACGGCUGGGUUUAAAUAGACCCAAUUUAGGUUGUUACUGAGUCCUGSGUCAACGAGUUGAUUUAGCGCAACACGUUUGGUUAUGGGUUAGCGCCAGCAUUAAUUUUACCCAAAAUAUGUUAAAAGUAGUGCUGUCAAUUGAUWAAAAAAAAWKUAUUAAAUAAAUUGUACUCUAGCACUUUGAUUAAUCACGAUUGAAAUGUAAAAAUYCACGUCAUCAUAAAAAUGUUAAAGGAAAUCUAUUGUUGUCUGAAAUCAAAACGUUUCAGUUUUCCAGGUUUUCAUAUUCRGGAUUUUGUUUCAAACUUAAUUUAAAAACGUUAGCUAUGAACUGGUUGUSCUUCGGUGGAAAGAUARCAAAUAAGUACAUACUACCUUAGUUUAAUCCAAACCUCCAUCAUACUGUUUUCACCUUUUAACUCGCGGUUGCGACUCUUUGCUGACCAUUCAAAAUGGCGGUCUGUGAAGAGUGAUGAGGCUCCUGCUAGCUUAACCCAUCAAACUUGGUCUUGAUGCUAGGCCCAGUGUUUGGUUAAAACUACCCAGUUUCUAUGUCUUAAACACAACAUUUCUGCUUAAGAAAUUACCCAGCUGUUUUCAGAGUGGAUCCAUAGAGGAUUACAGGCGGAGGAUUAGAGUCUAUUCCGGAUGCCAAUGGGUUCCUUCCAGUUAGUCUUUUUUUCUCAGGUCUGACCCAAACGUUUAUACCCAUCACAAACUUCCCCUCUUGUUUCAGCCCACUCGUUGUUUCCGCUCAAAACCCAGACCCCGCUCCGUCAGCAUUUGUAUCAGAGCUUAAGGUCGUAUCGUCAGUGUUCAAGUGCUUCUCUGUCACUUUGUUAUUGUGUAUGUAAGCCUAAGCUGUAUUCUGAUGUAUAUAGGUAAUGAUAAGGACAUAGUGUACCAGUGGACUUUACAGACCUCGUCAAGAAUCCUAGCGCUUUAAUCGUUCUCUUUGUCUGUAUUCACUAUAUUCUCUCCUCUCUCUAAUUUAGACUGCCUUAAUGGCAUGGRUUAUAAUUCUUUAUUGCCAAARUUAAACACAGAAGGAGAAUCAUGAAAUGAAGAAAAAGAAAUGAAGCUAAAGAUUCCAGUUGAUGUGAAAUUGKCUAAAAUUGUUUAGCAGAGAACGUGUUGUUCAAUUUGGAAAUGCACAAGUUGUUAAUUUUCUGUGUCUGUAUUGCUCCUCAAUAAACUUCUUCCUCAUAAUGUC
Molecule: messenger RNA, 5424 nt
Organism: Poecilia reticulata (guppy)
Lineage: Eukaryota; Metazoa; Chordata; Actinopteri; Cyprinodontiformes; Poeciliidae
Gene: dnm3b
Product: dynamin 3b
Biological process (GO): synaptic vesicle budding from presynaptic endocytic zone membrane; receptor internalization
Cellular component (GO): plasma membrane; microtubule; synapse
Molecular function (GO): GTPase activity; GTP binding; microtubule binding
Source: RefSeq, a predicted model, not a curated record